Molecule: messenger RNA, 408 nt
Organism: Dentiscutata erythropus
Lineage: Eukaryota; Fungi; Glomeromycota; Glomeromycetes; Diversisporales; Gigasporaceae
Source: the annotation of a GenBank genome assembly
AUGGCAUCAGGACCUGUUGGCGGCGGAUUCGCUCGAAGUCGAUCACUUUUACGUUUUCUUUCAAUUGAUCCAGAAAUUUAUCCUUUAGUCGGAGUACUUGGUGCAAUUACUGCUUUCGCUGGUUAUACGGCUAGUCAUAAAGUCUAUACUGUUGAUCCUGACAGAAAUGUUUUGAAAGCUUCUCACGCAUAUCCUUGGCAACAUCAACAUAGUGAUAGCGAAAAUGGAAAGAACGCAAAUUACAAAUAUAGGUAUCAUCAACAUGGUGAUCCUUCGCAGCCAGCAUUUGAAGCACCAAGUGCUAUUACAGAACAUAAAAUAAAAAUAAAGGCUCCCAAGGAAUUAUUUGAAAAAAUUCCAAGUACUAUAAUUGCUGAAGAGGAGGUUUUCAUAAUUAAUAAAAGCUAA